Pangasianodon hypophthalmus (striped catfish) is the source of this 4161-nucleotide messenger RNA. It is a transcript of the gene nrl, whose product is annotated as neural retina leucine zipper. Gene Ontology annotation, biological process: regulation of transcription by RNA polymerase II. Bases 234 to 1490 code for a protein of 418 amino acids. Gene Ontology annotation, molecular function: RNA polymerase II cis-regulatory region sequence-specific DNA binding; DNA-binding transcription factor activity, RNA polymerase II-specific. The record is from RefSeq and is a predicted model, not a curated record. The transcript is spliced from 4 exons. Lineage: Eukaryota; Metazoa; Chordata; Actinopteri; Siluriformes; Pangasiidae. Gene Ontology annotation, cellular component: nucleus.
CAGAAAGUCCUCUGUACAAGGAAGCAACAAAGCCCCAAUGCAAGACUCACAUAAGCACACUCCUCCUGGUUUUGGCCAAUCAGGAAUCUAAAUAAGAAUCAUCGCUGUUGAUCCGAACCAGGGCAUUGGACCACUAACUGAAUCUCACUCUGAGAGUGAAAGGAGCAACACUCAAUACACCUAAGAAACCUGUUACACCAGAAACACUCCAGUUGUAUUAGCAAGUGUUGGCUAUGUCAUCGCCUUCCAUCCCUCUUCCCCCACUGCCCCCCAGCCCCCUAGCCAUGGAGUACCUAAAUGACUUCGACCUGCUCAAGUUUGAGGCAAAGGCUGACUCUCCUCCCCCUCCUCCACCAUGCUCAUAUCCAAAAGCAGUCCAGCAGCAGCAGGACUCCUUGUCAUCCCCCUAUGUGGUUCGACCUCCUCCGGAUUCUAGCCUCAGCUCCAGCCCCUAUACCUCUCUACCUCCCUCGCCAACCCUCAGUGAUGCUCAUCCGCUUCCAUCUGCCUCUUCUUCCUCCUCCUCUUCCAUAUCCAUCCCUCUCUCUAUCUCUGCCAGCUACGUCUCUGCAUUAAGUUCCACCUCGCAAGGGAAUCUGGACUGCAGCCCUGCACCUGGUGUCCCAGGCCAGUGUCCAAACCCCACGUCUUUGGAAGAUCUGUUCUGGUUGGCAGCAAUCCAGCAGCAGUUUGGAGGGGAUGCUUCUCUCCUAGAAGCCUUAGGAGGAACACCAGAGAGAGGUGACAGAGAUAGGGGGGUCGUUGGGGGAUUUCUGGGGUGUGAAGAUGCAGUGGAGGUGCUACUCAACUCAGCUGCCGCUGCUGUGAGCUCACAGUUCCCGGUCCUGUCUCAGAGCUCUGGAAACAGUAAUCUUGGAGACUCAAGCAGUGAGAGUGGAGGUGAUGUAAAGGCAUCGGAGCUGUGUCACCGUCCUCUCCUCUUUGUUUCGUCUGGCCCUCCAUCUCUCCACAAUGGCAAUCCGGCACAAGGCACGUACCACCAGCCCUCAAGCCCUUCAUCCCGCCUUCAUCACCCGCAGCAUCAUCAUCAUCAUCAUCACCAUCACCCCCAUCAUCUCAUUAACAGUCAUCACACUCACCAUCAUCAUCAGCUCCAAGCUAGUCAGUCUGGGUUGGAUGAGCGGUUUUCAGACGAGCAGCUCGUGAGUCUGUCUGUGCGCGAGCUGAACAGGCACCUGCGUGGUGUGAGUAAAGACGAGGUGGUGCGUCUGAAGCAAAAACGUCGCACGCUGAAGAACCGAGGCUAUGCUCAGUCCUGCCGUUACAAACGACUGCAGCACCGGCAUGCGCUUGAGUCUGAGAAGCACAUCCUCACACAGCAGCUGGAGCAGUUGCAGUGUGAGCUGUCCCGUGUGUUGAGAGAGCGAGACGCCUACAAGGCUCGUUACGAGAAGCUUGUUAACUCCGGCGAGGCCCCGCCCACUCAGACCAACAACCCACCUUCUCCUCCCACAGACUAUUUCCUCUGAAAGGAAAGCAGGACACCAAACUGACAAACUGAAAGAAGAGAAACGGGCUACUGCACCAGGCCACCCGAGCUAUCAGAAAACGUUGCAAGAGGCGAGGGGAGACUAGCGAAAAUGCUCGACUGUGAACUAAGCUAUUUAACCAAAGCCAGUCGAAUUUGAGUGUUAAAGUCGGGGUUUCGCCAAAGCCCCAGAUAGUCACUUCGUAAGGACUUCACUUGCUGCUGCUGGACAACGGUUUUGGUUUGAUCGCUGUGAGGUUCACAGGAGCAGAAAAGGCUUUGCCUGGCUUUUUUUCGAUUGCUUUCUCAAAUUUUUCAUGCUGAAGCAUAAAGCUAGGGGAAAGCCAAUAACCAGAGAUCUGUAUGGUAAUUAUAGACAUCAGACAUUCUCCUCAGAUACAGAGCUGAGUGUCUGAAUUAAUGAGUUUUCUUGUGUGCCAGAGCUCUGAACUGACUGAAGAAGGUCAAAAUUUUUCAAAAUUAAUAUUGUAACUUAGAUUUUAAAGGAUAAAAUGCUGCUAUAUAACCAACACUGUGUCUGAAAUCAGUCCCUCACUCGAUUUACUGGGUGGACCGUUUUGUAUAGAGCACUACAUGGGGCAACAGUAAAGACUGUUAAGAAAUUACCUAGCAAACUGAAACAACAAAAAAUAAAAAUAAGUAUUAAAAGCGAUUUUCUGUAUUAAAUACAUAAUUAAUGUUAAUACCUGUUGGGUUAACCUUUUUUUUUUGUCACCACACCAGUAUUCAUUCACAUGACAUGAGAAAUUUGAGCUAAAACCUCUUGCAUUGUGGUUCUUAGUGCGGAAAUAGUGCGCUUCAGGUGUACACUGGAUUUACAGUGCAUUAUGGGUGCUAAUACAGCUAACUAUCCAGCAAAUAUCAUUUAUCCAGUGAGAAUUUGGAUAACGCUAGAAUACGGCUGCCUCCAAAAAAGUGCACUAUACUAUAUAUGGCGAAGAGGGAAAACUAUGGACACACAUUUCAUCUCUUUAAGUUUUCUGAAUAAAUGAUGGAUUGGAUGGGAUUGUGACAAAUUAAAGGAAAAGACAGUGGCUCUGUUACGCUGUAGGAGAUUUUUUUUUCUUUGCAUGCUUUGUUUCCAGUUGCGCACUUAUAGAGAUGGGUCACUGCAAAUCACUACAAAGUUCUUCUGACGAAUCACGUUUAUCCUGCGAUGAAGCAUUUCUAUCUUGAUGGGGAAUGGACGAUUCCAGAAUGACUCCGCCCCCAUUCACAAGGCAUGAGGGCUCACAGAUUGGUUUAAUGAGGAUGAAAAGGAUUCAUUUUAUAUGCCGUGGCCUUAAUAGUCACCAAAUCUGAACCCAAUCACCCCUACAGUAUCCCUCGCUAAAUAGAAGAAAGAAAGAUCUAAUGAUGUUUCUGAAUUUCUGAGUGGAAAUUCACUGCCUCUAGGUUCGGCAUGUUGUGCAUUCUGAGAUGCUUUUCUACUCACCACGGAUGUAAAGAGUGGUUAUUUGAGUUACUGUAGACUUUCUGUCAGCUCAAAUCCGUCUGGACAUUCUCCUUGGACCUCUCUCAUUAGUAAGGCAUUUCCACCCACAGAACUUACACUAACUGGAUGUUUUGUUUUCUCUACAGACUGUUGUGCGGUCAGUAGUUUCCGAAAUACUUAAACCAGUCCUUUGGCGUCAACAACCAUGCCACAGUCAGUCACUGAGAUCACAUUUUUUUGCUCAUUGCUUGCGCUGCUGCUACACAAUUAGCUGAUUGGAUAUUUAUAUUAUACUUUAAUUAUAUAUCUCGCUUACAGUUUUCACAUUUGCACAAUUUCCCGAAAUUUACGCCAAAAAUAGUCAGUCAGGUUGGUGUCGUUCGGUGGUUUGCUUCUUCAGUUUCUCCACCAGAGCUGGAGCAACCAAUCCUUGGAUAAUCAACUACAUAUGGGGCUAUUAAUUUCUUUUUAUUUCUUUUUUUUUUACAGAAGUAUUACAUGCAGUGUUACUUUCUGAUUGACAACAAAGGCUCAUUUAUACAGAAAAAAAAGGGCGAAAACAUCUGAUAUGUUCAAUAACACUAUAUUUGUCAGUAAAUAUUCAGGUAAAAUGUGUUGCCAUGUUGCAGAAAUAGACAAUGCAAUCAAGAGGGAACUUCGAACUGCUUUUAUUGUGUGACUUUGUCUGUGAUUAGUAAGUGGAUCAAGAGGUUUUGAGUGAUUGUCAGUGAAUAAAAAAAAAAAAAAUACUGUGUUUGUUAAAGAGUGUAACAAUCCUGAACUGAUUUCAAAGAAACUAAAACCUCAGAAUACACAGAGCUGGACGCUGUGGGUUGUUGAUUUAUUUAUUUUUUUUUUUUUAAUGACUAAGUGAUAUGCACAGACAUAUAAUAAGACUUGGUACAUUGGUAUAUCAUUGGUAUAUUACCAUAACAAAUCAUCUGAGGAACUUAAUUUAGACUUUUCUUUUCUUAUUUAAGUAAAUAAUAUUGAUUCCCCUAAUUUAUUCAUUUACAGUCUUUAUUUAUUUAAAUUUUUUUUUGAUUAUUUAUGUGAUCAUUAUUUUCAUUUGCUGGUUUCUCAUUUUAUCGAGUGUGUGUUUUAUUUACUUUAUAGGUUAAGUACUACGAUGUUGGUUUAUGCUGUAGUGAUGAUAUAUUUGACCAUUGCUAUAUUAUGAGUACUCUUAUACUGGCAAUAAAUGAUGAGUGCAGAA